Saxophila tyrrhenica is the source of this 3081-nucleotide messenger RNA. RefSeq names its product uroporphyrin-III C-methyltransferase (gene MET1). Lineage: Eukaryota; Fungi; Ascomycota; Dothideomycetes; Mycosphaerellales; Extremaceae. The transcript has 2 exons. The record is from RefSeq and is a predicted model, not a curated record. Gene Ontology annotation, molecular function: uroporphyrin-III C-methyltransferase activity. Gene Ontology annotation, biological process: siroheme biosynthetic process. The coding region runs from base 1 to 3081 and encodes 1026 amino acids.
AUGUCCACGCUGGUAUACCCCCCCAUCCCCGCCCACGAUCUAGCCAAAGCCGAAGAGGACACGCGAACCAAAGAGCUCGAAUGGCUGCUGUCCUCUCUGCAAGAAACACUCCAAUCCCUCAAGUCCGGCCUUGAAGAGUGCGCUGGACUCCUCGCUCCCACCGAACCAGGCUCCACCCUCGUCCUGUCCUCUCUCCGCUCCGAGAACCUCAAGGGCUUCAUCACCCGCGUCGGCACCCGCAUCGUAAAGGGCGAUAUCUACCUGCGCCUGCCCUCCCUGAUACCGCCGCGCGGCCAGAACGCGUACAAGCUCUCUCUAUCCUCCCUACCCACCGCUUCGACAAUCGUGCUCGAACAGCUUACGACGACGCGCACGUUGAUCAACGCCUGUCUAGACGUCGUAGACGCAACACGCUGGACGGGCGACGCGCAUAAUGCAAACUUCAUCUCGGGCCAGCUACGCUUACUACACGACAACAUCCAGGAAGCCAAGUCCGCGCUGAAAGGCUGGACGGAAGGGCAAAAGACGUGGCACGAAGCUUCUUUGCCGGCAGACACUUUCAACCCUCCUUUACCGGACACCAUCUCCUUCCACCUCAGUGUCAGCGAGGCAGCCGUGCUUCUCAACGUCCGCACGCUCGAGACAGCAUACCCAGUCACUGGUACCAAUACACCGCUCUCCUUGAACUCCGCCGGGGCAAGCCAGCAGUCUUACAGCGGAUUCUCGCUACGGGAAAAGCUGGCUGGUGCGCUUGGUGUGGGAAGGCAAGUCUUCCACGACGAGGCGCAUGAGGUCUUCACGUACAAGGGGCAGGAUGUGCGGGUGAGGGACAAGGUGAGGGUGGAGAGCCAGGAUCCGUGUUUGAUGUCUGCGAUGGCGAAGUUGGGCGCGUUGGAGAGGAGUGUGGCGUUAUGGGGAGGGAGGGGGAGGAGGGUUGAAAGAAAAACAUCUGUGCCGGCUAAUCCAUACAGCAUAGGACGGCUCUUGCAAAUGUCCCGUCCUUUCGACAUGUUGGCCUGCGACUAUGACAACCUCAUCCAAAUGUGGUCAGGCGCGAAUCGUCUCGGCUUCUGGAAUUUCGCUGCGGCUCGGGUGAUCGACAAGCGCGAUCGGCGGGCUUGCAGACUUCGAAAAGUCGAUUAUCAAUUCGCGAUAAGAGCCGGAAGUACAACAACGAGAUCUCGAUCUCCACAACGCCAAUACCAUGCGACUUUGAUAACAGUACGGACAAGAGAUAAGCGCCUAUACAUCUUAUCAAUCCGUCUGGUCUUGAAGCCUCCUGCACCACGACCACACAGCCCGUUUCGACUGAGUACACACGCCGCCACCAUGACUCCCGCCUUACUUACAGCAAUCGACUCGACCUCCCACAUACAUCUCAUUAUCGGCUCGAACCCUCUCGCCGGCGCACGAUGCAGCAGAUCGCUCGAAGUCGGCGCGAAGCCGAUCCUCAUCGCCCCCGAGAGCGAGAAUAUGCACUACAACCUGUUGAAGCGCAUCGAAGAGCACAAGAUAGAAUGGAUCAAGAGGGAGUUUCAGGACGACGAUCUGAAGACUCUCGGUCGCGAAGAGGUUGAUAAUGUGGUGGAUGCCGUGUUCGUCACAUCCAACUCGAAGGGUCCUGUGGCAGCGCACAUCUCGUCGUUGUGCAGACGGCUGCGGAUACCGGUCAAUGUGACGGACUCACAGAAUCUGUCGACUUUCACGAUCCUAUCGACGCAUACGUCUGGGCCAUUGCAGGUCGGUAUUACCACUUCUGGGAAAGGCUGCAAGCUGGCUUCUCGAAUACGACGAGAGAUCGCAUCCUCACUACCUCCCGAUCUUGGCGAUGCCGUUGAGAGGCUGGGCACAGUGAGACGGCGAAUAUGGGAGCAGGAUCAUGCAGAAGCAGAAGAGGCAGGGUUUGACGUCGAGGACGAAGACGCAGGGCAGAGCUCGACAUUCAAUAAGCUCGUCAACCCGUUCGACGCAGAAGCAGCAAAGGCGCGACGGAUGAGAUGGCUCUCACAAAUAUGCGAGUAUUGGCCUUUGCGACGGCUAGCAGCCAUCACCGACGCCGACGUCGACGCCAUCCUCGAAGCCUACAAACAAGAAACGGCCCAACCCACCUCGGAGGAGAAACCCAUCCUCACCCCAUCAACACUCGACUCCCGCAGACGGAAAGGCCGCAUCAUCCUCGCCGGCUCCGGCCCCGGCCACCCGGACCUCCUCACCACCGCCACCCUCAAAGCCAUCAAGUCCGCCCACCUCAUCCUCGCCGACAAACUCGUCCCCGCCCCCGUCCUCGACCUCGUCCCCCGCCGCACCCCCGUCCAGAUCGCCCGCAAAUUCCCCGGUAAUGCCGAUCAAGCGCAGGCGGAGCUCCAUCAAGCAGGGCUCGCGGCGCUGGAGCAGGGCAAGACGGUUUUGAGGUUGAAGCAAGGGGAUCCGUACCUCUACGGCCGCGGGGCGGAGGAGGUUGCGUUUUUCCGGGAGCACGGGUGGGAAGCGACGGUCCUACCAGGCAUCACCUCUUCAUUGAGUGCGCCGCUUUUCGCGCAAAUACCCGUCACGCAUCGUUCUGUCAGCGAUCAAGUCCUGAUCUGCACCGGCACUGGCCGCAAAGGCGCCGCUCCUUCACCGCCUCCGUACUUGCCGAACCAGACCGUCGUGUUUCUGAUGGCGCUGCAUCGGUUGUCUGACCUCAUAUCCAGCCUCACCGGUAUUAAAGACGCGCCUUAUCCCCUGGAAACUCCCUGCGCAGUAGUCGAAAGAGCGAGCUGCGCAGACCAGCGCGUCAUCCGCACGACUCUUGGGGAGGUGGUGCAAGCGGUUGAGGAGGAGGGGAGUAGGCCGCCGGGUUUGCUGGUGGUGGGAUGGGCUUGUGGGGUCUUAGAGCGGGAAAAGGACAGGGGGAGAAGGUGGGCGGUUGAAGAGGGCUUCGCUGGGUUGGAGGGGCUGGAAGGGCUGGAGGGGGUGGACGCGUUGGGGGAGGAGGCGGUGAAGGGUUUGGGUAUCGUAGAAGAUACGAAGCAGGCGCUGUCGAACAAGCAGGGAGAUGGGCUCGGUGCUGUCGGCACUGUGAACGGAGCGACAGCAUGA